UUACAAGUUGCAUCUCGGUUUGGGGGACCGUUGUUUUGGUGCAUUUCAUUCUUCGUUCUCUAGUCCCACUGUCUUGAAAGCUACACUUCUCUCUUCAUUUCAUCCCCUUGUUCAUGAAUUAGGGUUGGAAAAUUUGGUUCGAAGGAUAAAAUCGAGUUCUUGUAGUUCCAUGGUUAUGGGUUAGGGGUUAUAUUAAGAAUUGAAGGGGGUGAAAGAAGAGAUGAACGUGAGUCAUCCAACUGUUCACCCAAUAGAAGCUCCACCACUUACAACGACUGAUGGUGGUGGUGUAGUUAAUGAAGUACCAGUUAGAGUAAGAAUGACAGAUGUUCAAGGCAUGCCGGGGACUUUAGGAGGUCUUUUGUUAAGGAUUUGUCAAUUCUUUUUUGCAGUUGCUGCUCUUUCUGUUAUGACUUCUACUAGUGAUUUCGCUUCUGUAACAGCAUUCUGUUACCUUGUUGUGGCGGUUGCGUUGCAAAGCUCGUGGAGUCUCUUGCUAGCCAUGGUUGAUAUAUAUGCCCUUUUAGUGUGCCGUUGUUUGCGGAAUUCUCGUGUUGUUGUUUUCUUCACCAUUGGAGACGGGAUUACAUCCACAUUGACAUUUGCUGCAGCAUGUGCAUCUGCAGGCAUCACAGUACUCAUUGGGAAUGAUCUCAAUGAAUGUGGCCAGAACCAUUGUGUUAGGUUUGAGACCGCAACGGCAAUGGCCUUCUUGAGUUGGUUCACCGUGUCACCAUCAUUUCUCUUAAACUUCUGGUCUUUGGCUGCUCAUUGAAAGGGAAUUACGCAAAUUUAACUUUUAACUUUUCCUCUUACUUUGCAAAUUUAACUUUUAACUUUCCUUUUCCUUUUUGUUUAUUGGGUGUUUACUUCUAUUAUUAUACCACCAGGACUUAGAUAUUUGAUUAACCCUCGGUAUGUGUGUGUAUAUAUAUAUAUGUUUUUUUAUGUAUAACAUAUAGUUCUUUGCUUGACA
This is a messenger RNA of Papaver somniferum (opium poppy), 976 nucleotides long. Its product is annotated as CASP-like protein 5A2. Bases 221 to 775 code for a protein of 184 amino acids. The record is from RefSeq and is a predicted model, not a curated record. Gene Ontology annotation, cellular component: membrane. Lineage: Eukaryota; Viridiplantae; Streptophyta; Magnoliopsida; Ranunculales; Papaveraceae. The transcript is spliced from 4 exons.